UAGCAUCAGUUGCUUUGCUUCCACAACUGCUACACGCUCCAGCCAUGUUUCGUGCCUGCCUUGUCCUCGCCCUGGCCUCCUGUGCCUUCGCCGGCUACGUCGGCUACCCGUACACCUACUCCGUGGGUGCUCCGACCUACGCUGCCUACCACGCCCCCGUAGCUGCCGUGUCCACGGUGCACCACACUCCGGCUUUCACCUACGGCUACGGGUAUCCUGGCUACCACUAUGGUCUCGGCAGCUACGGUCUGAGCUACGGAUACGGGCUUGGUGGACUCGGCUACACAACCCUGCUGAAGAAGUAGUCCUCGAGUCGAAGACGACAGAGUCAAAAUGCAAUAAAAGAAUUGCAAUCGCGAAAAGAAAUAA
Messenger RNA from Dermacentor andersoni, 369 nucleotides. The record is from RefSeq and is a predicted model, not a curated record. Lineage: Eukaryota; Metazoa; Arthropoda; Arachnida; Ixodida; Ixodidae.